Anoplopoma fimbria (sablefish) is the source of this 3584-nucleotide messenger RNA. RefSeq names its product host cell factor C2 (gene hcfc2). Gene Ontology annotation, biological process: chromatin remodeling; regulation of DNA-templated transcription. The record is from RefSeq and is a predicted model, not a curated record. Gene Ontology annotation, cellular component: histone methyltransferase complex. Gene Ontology annotation, molecular function: protein binding; transcription coactivator activity. The coding region runs from base 132 to 2387 and encodes 751 amino acids. Lineage: Eukaryota; Metazoa; Chordata; Actinopteri; Perciformes; Anoplopomatidae. The transcript is spliced from 17 exons.
GGCGGUCUGUAGAUCCGGUACCGGUAAACGAGGCGGAGGGAGACGUCGUCUCGUCCCGGGGCCUCCUCCGCCCCGCCCACGUCUUUGAAACGUCAACAGCGCCAAACUUCAGGCUCCCUGCUGACGGGAACAUGAGCACUGGUGCCGAGGAGCCGCAAUGGAGGAAAGUCCACUCCGUCACCGGGGUGAUACCGCGGUCCAGACACGGACACCGAGCAGCGGCGAUACGGGAGCUGAUCGUUGUGUUCGGUGGUGGAAACGAAGGCAUAGCGGAGGACCUCCAUGUGUACAACACGGUCUCAAAGCAGUGGUUUCUGCCUGCGGUGAGGGGUGACAUCCCACCCGGCUGUGCUGCCCAUGGCUUCGUCUGUGAAGGCACCCGGAUACUGGUCUUUGGCGGCAUGGUUGAGUUUGGGAAAUACACCAACAGUCUCUAUGAACUUCAGGCUAGUCGCUGGCUGUGGAAGAAGCUGAAGCCCAGAGCCCCCAGGAAUGGCUUGCCUCCAUGCCCUCGGAUUGGACACAGCCUGACUCUUGUGGGUAACAAGUGUUACCUGUUUGGAGGGCUGGCUAAUGAUAGUGAAGACCCCAACGGCAAUGUAGCGAGAUACAUGGGUGACUUCUAUGAGCUGGAGCUGCAGUCGUUAUCGGGGGCAAGAAGCUGGAGCAUCCCAGAGACGAAGGGUGGUGGUCCCUCAGCGCGGGAGUCCCACACCUCGGUUGCCUACACUGGUCUCGGCUCCCCAAAGCUCUACGUCUUUGGAGGGAUGCAAGGACGCCGGUUAGACGACCUCUGGCAGCUUGACCUCGACACAAUGGUUUGGUCAAUGCCUGAAACCAAGGGCUCCACGCCCCUUCCCAGAAGCCUUCACUCUGCCAAUGUCAUUGGAAACAAGAUGUAUGUUUUUGGUGGCUGGAUUCCUGUGCCAUCUUCAGACAAAAACAGUGCUUUAGGAACUGAAUCAAUCUGCAGUGACUCUUUAAGUGUACUAAACUUAGACACAAUGAGCUGGCAGAACCUGGGCCCAGAGCAGCAAGACAAUAUUGAGGCCCAACUGCAGAGCCAGGGACCCCAGAGUGACGAUCCGUAUGCCUGUCAACCCAAAGCCAGGGCCGGACACUGUGCUGCCACUGUCGGGUCCAGGAUCUACAUCUGGAGCGGCCGUGACGGAUACCGUAGGAGCUGGAACUACCAGGUGUGCUGCAAGGACCUCUGGUACCUGGAGACAGAUCGACCAGCAGCCCCAGAGGCAGCGUUGCUUAUCAAAUCCACAGUCAGCAUGCUUCAUGUGGCGUGGCGCCCCCUGUCAGCAGCAGACUACUACAUCCUUCAAAUCCAGCCUGCACCUCCACCAGCAAAAAUAGUUGGUCCAAUUGGAACAGAUGGACUGGGCGCAAAAGGUGUCCAGUCUCUUCAGCUUCAAACUGGAGAACCGAAAUCAUCGCCCCAGGAUGCUUCAGCAGAGCAGAAAACUAUGGCAGAAUCGGUGAAUGGCUCAGCAGAGACCAAAGCACAAGGAGGAACGAGUGCUGGGAGGGAGGGAGAGAAGGACUCUGACACGAAACGCUGCGGUGCUGGACAGGAGACAUCAGUAUCAGAGGUCAGCAGCUCAUCUCAGCACCAGCCAGAGUCACAACCUGUUCCAGCUGACAAGACAACAGACUUCUACGCCCAUACCCAUCAGAAUCCAGACGAAGCUGUGUGGUUUGAUGUUGGUGUGUUCAAAACACUCUUCUCUGAGGUCAGCCACUACUUUCUACCUGCUGACAGUGACCAGGCGACUGCAGCCAUCAGCAGCCGGCCGUCAAACACUAAAGAGAGAAAGCUUCCAGGGCCUCAGGACUAUCUGAGCAGAGAGAAGCAGGAGCUGACUCCAGGUCAGACCUACAGGUUCAGAGUGGCAGGCAUCAACUACUUUGGCAAGGGAGACUUCAGCCCCGUCAACGAAUUCAAGACCUGCCAACCUGGGUUCCCUGGAGCGCCCUCUGCUGUCAGAAUUACCAAGGCCAAUGAAUCCGUCCACAUCACAUGGGAGGCUCCCCCUUCUCCAUCAGGCCGGAUCUUGGAGUAUUCCAUGUACAUGGCGGUAAGGAAGAGCCGGACCACCAGCUCGGAGCGUCCGGGUCAGAUGGCCUUCAUCAGGAUCUACCGCGGCACCAAGAUGUCCUGCUCAGUAAGCUCCACCCACCUGGAUAACGCCCAAAUCGACUGCUCAGCCUCCAACCGACCUGCUGUAGUCUUCCGCAUAGCUGCUAAGAAUGAGCAGGGGUACGGCCCAGCGACGCAGAUCCGCUGGAUUCAAGAUCUCAGUCAAUUGCGAGCGUCUGCAUCUAAAGCCGACAGCAAUGCUGAGGCCGACCAGGAUGCUGCUGACAGCUCCAGUUGAAAAUGUUUGGACCGAUGAAACCGUGUUGUGGGAAAGAUGAUGUGUGCACUCAGGAAGUUGGCAAAGUACCCCACUGAUAUGUUGUAUAUUUCCCUAGAUAGUUUUGUUAAUUUAUUUUUUUUAUGUAUUAUUACCUUGUAAAUAGAUUUUCAUAGUAAGUUUCACCAUGUGGCUAUUUUAAGCAGUUGUUUUGUUAAGGAAUAAUAACUAAUAUGUAACUACAAAAAAAGGAUUUACUGCAUCAGCCACUGAAGUAUUUCGUAGUUUUGAAUGAAAUACAGGUGGACCAGGACAUCAGAAAGAAAAUAUUUUUUUAGAAUGGACCACUUUUAAAAUCCAAUUGACACAGUGAGGGUAUGAAAUACCAGUUUUGUGUACAGUGAACUGUUAUUGUUGUUUUACCAUCAGAUCAUUUACUAUGAUUCAGGUUUGGUUUAAGAUCUUUGUUGAUGUGUUUUGUUAUUGUACACAUAAGUUGAUACAAAUAUUUUCACUAUCCAUUACAAUGCUGCGUCACAUUUAUUUGUAAGUGAUUUUGUAGCAUUUAUUUGUAUUAUCAUUACCAUCUGAAUAUUCACUACACAAUUUUUACAAGUUUGAGAAAAAAAAUGUCCUAAAUCAAAAAAAAUGUUACGACUGCAACCAAAGAAUAGAGUUCUACUUCUGUUUCUGAUAUUGAUUAAAGUUGCAAAAGAUAUUACAGUAUCUACAUUGUUUUGUCACUGGUUUGACCAGCGCACCACUUAAUGUGCAAGAAGUCCUAUUAUUAUUUUCCCUAUCCUCCUCCAUCAUAUCUGGACCCUGGAAUUAUUACAGGUCUUUUUAACCGGUGUAGUGAAGGAACUUGUGGACAGACUGUUAACUGGACCUCAAAUCAUUGAGACCAGUGCUGCAUCCCUUCAUGUUCUUGCUAUAAAAAAUGAUUAUUUUCUUCCAUAGAAGAGCACACUCUUUUUGUAUGAAAAUAUUACAUUUAACUUUCUGGUUGAAGAAGAUUUGGUCAGGAUAUGCACAGUGUUUUUUGGCUUUAACAUUCUCCAUUGAAUUAAGCUGCAGACUUUUAUUGAUCCCUGUUUCGAGUGUUUAUUGUCCCUAAGAGGUAAAUUCACUCGUUCUUGCCACAGAUGAGCAUUUAAGAUGCAGUGUGUUUUGAAUGCAGUUUACUUUGUUCUCAUUGGGAAAUAAUAAAAGUGUAAA